CACAAUAACUGAAAACGUAACCCCAGGAUCUGAUAGGAAAUUGUAUCUGUUUUUCUUGUCUAUUUGUGUAACCAAAAAAAUAUUGUACAUUCGUAAUAUCCUGACGAUACAGUAUUCGUCAUUUUGCUAUCAUUCGUGUCGGCCAGAAUAGAAACAAGGAUAGUAAAUGCUCUUCUCUCAAUAAUUAAAACUAUUAAAAAGAGCCGUCCUGUUUAUAAGAGAAAAAGUUAAUUUAACUAUUAAUUAAAUUAAUUUAUUUAAAAAAGCAAUUUUGCAUUAAAAAUAAAGAGCAAUUUACUUCAUAGUGAUAAAAAAAAGGAAAAUAUUUCUAUAAAACGUCAAAUGAAAAGUUUUUUUUUGGGAAAAAAAUAAAUUACAGGAAAAUUUAGUGAUUUUUUUGUGUUUUCAAGUGAUAAAAAUCGUGUGUAUAAAAAAACAAUUAAAAUUUUUGUGUACAUUUAAGGAAUAUAAUUUUAAUGUUAAAUGUUUAAUUUUAAAAGCUUUUGCUUGUUAUUAAUGAAAUAAGGCGUCCAAUAAGAGGAAAAUUUUUGUGUAAAUAAUGUCUAAAGUUUUAUUGCCACAAAAGGCACAACUAAAACAACAACAACUACAACAGCAGCAGGAAAAUUCUACAACUACAAAACCCAAAAUAAUGAUGGCUUCAUCAACACAAAUAAAACUUUCCAAAGAAACACAAAAUCUGCAAAAUUUUACCACACCCAAACAAACCAACAGCGAAAAGUUUCCACAGCCGGCCUCGCCUUCGGGCACUAUUGACUUUGAUGAUUUCACCUCCAGCAGCAGUAUUAUGGAAUUUCUUAAACAAGAACAGAAAUGUGGAGGCCCAGAUGAUUUAAGCAAUGGCCACGACAGUGAAAUUGAUGCUGAAAGUAUUUUUCAAGAAGUUUCUCGCUUGGCGGACAAUUCUGAUACACGUAGUGUUGAUGAAUUGUUGCGUGAGGCGGAACUGCUGCUGCAGCAUCAUCAUUUUAUGGAUAAUUUUGCACAAAAUCCCAAAAAGAAAAACUCCAAACCGGCACAGGCCUUAAAGACCCAAACACAGUCAACCAUACAAAUGAAUUCGAAAUAUACUAAGAGUAUUGAGAAUGUUAAGCCUCCUAAUAUGGUAAACAAGUUAAUCAAUGGCUAUGUAGAUCCCACCCCCGAAACUCCCACCCCUACAAAUCCUUUAUCAACUGGCAGCAAUAAUAAUACCUUUAAUGCUUUUGUUGAUAAUUUACCCUCGGAAUCGGUGUUGUCCGAAGAAAGUGUGCCUCUGGAUCUGCAAGGCACUACCACCGCCUCGGUAAAAUCCUCGUCGUCCAGUAAUAAUACCACCGGCAAGGAUAUUACCACCAAACAAAUGGAUGGUGAUGAUACUGAUGAUGGCACUGAUACGCAAAAACUAUACAAUAAUAUAGUUGAGGGUUCUGCAUCAAUAUCCAAUCUUAGAAAUUGUGCUACUUCAACUAGAUAUGUCCAUAAAUCCAAUGGUCAAAGUGAAACCUACUUCACUAGGCGUGAUCAGUAG
This is a messenger RNA of Lucilia sericata (common green bottle fly), 1531 nucleotides long. RefSeq lists its product as uncharacterized. The coding region runs from base 560 to 1531 and encodes 323 amino acids. The transcript is spliced from 2 exons. NCBI's taxonomy places the organism in Eukaryota, Metazoa, Arthropoda, Insecta, Diptera, Calliphoridae. The record is from RefSeq and is a predicted model, not a curated record.